Molecule: messenger RNA, 2318 nt
Organism: Panonychus citri (citrus red mite)
Lineage: Eukaryota; Metazoa; Arthropoda; Arachnida; Trombidiformes; Tetranychidae
Gene: AdipoR
Product: adiponectin receptor protein-like
Exons: 3
Coding region: 526-1512 (328 amino acids)
Biological process (GO): adiponectin-activated signaling pathway
Cellular component (GO): plasma membrane
Molecular function (GO): signaling receptor activity
Source: RefSeq, a predicted model, not a curated record
AUCCUUUUAAUUGUUAUAAGUCUAUUUCGUUGAAAUACUAUUCAGUGUUCACUAAUUUUUCAUCUCUUAAAUUAGAGUGUUUUACUAUUUAAAUUGUGGUAAAUUUGUUCUUUUGUCUGGUCUUCCUUUUUUUUCUUGAUGAUGUAGAUGUUAAUCAUUUGUGGAUCCUUGAUUGUUGUUUAGUUUCUAUAUUGUUUAUUGGAAUCAUCAUCACCUUUUAGAUUAUUAACCUUUUACUAAUUGUAAAUUGUUCUCUAAAUUGAUCAUAAAUCAUCGCCAAUCAAUACUCUUGGUGUCCAAAAGCGUCAACGAACCAACUGCAACAGUACAACAACCACAACAACCGUUGAAGAAAAUAUCGAUUGGUAUUGCAGUCCAUCGUCAUCAUCAUCUAAACCAACAACAUCUUCAAUUGUAUCUUCAUCGCCAUCAUCAUCUACUAUUGAGAAUAACAACUCAGAUACUUUGCCCAAUUCUGGUGAUCUUUUCCCUUGGGAUUGUUACGAGCCAAGUGAAGCUAAAAACAUGGAUUCAGCGUAUGAACAACUGUGUCAACUUCAUAGCCGAGCCUCGAAAGCAGCGGCCCAUCAAGUUGAAGAUCUGGUAAGACGAGCCUACGAGAAAAAGGAUUCAGCUGAAGCCUAUGUAAGGCAAACCAUUCAAGAUGCUUGGAAUGUCUGUCACUUUCAUCAUCUUCCAAAAUGGCUCCAAGAUAAUGAUUAUUUGCACACUGGUCAUCGACCACCACUCCAAUCAUUCAAGGCCUGUUUCUGGUCAGUUUUCCGUAAACACACAGAGACAGGUAACAUUUGGACCCAUGGAAUCGGUUUUCUCAUCUUUCUUUUUCUUUCGCUGUAUAAAUUAAUCGUUGCUCCCCAUCCUUGGUCUGUCAUGGACAAACUCAUUUUCAGUGCUUUUUUCCUUGGUGCUGUUCUUUGCCUUGGAUUUUCAACCUUCUAUCACACAGUUUCUUGUCAUUCACCUCAAGUUGGCAGAUUUUUCAGCAAAUUGGAUUAUUGUGGAAUCGCUCUACUCAUCACUGGGUCCAUUAUUCCAUGGCUCUAUUACGCAUUCUAUUGUGAAUAUUAUCCAAAACUUUUGUACACUGCACUUACCACAACCCUUUGCGUUUUCGUUAUCAUAUUAUCGCUUUGGGAUAAAUUCAGUGAGCCUAAUUUCAGACCAGUUCGUGCAACCGUUUUCGUGCUCUUUGGCUUGUCUGGUGUUUUCCCCGGAGGCCAUUGGUUAAUUUCUCAUAACUGGUUUUCUGAUGAGACUCUUCGUGCUUCCUUUACCUGCCUUGUAAUCAUGGCAGUUCUUUACCUGAGCGGUGCUCUCCUUUACGCUUGUCGUAUUCCUGAGCGAUUUUUCCCUGGUAAAUGUGAUUACUGGUUCCAUAGUCACCAAAUUUUCCAUAUCCUUGUUAUCGCCGCUGCCAUGGUCCAUUAUCGCGGCAUCUCAGAACUUGCUCUCCAUCGCCUUAGCAACUCUCAAACCUGUGAAGCCCAGUGAUCCUUUCCAGUUAUCGAAAAUCUUUCAAUCACAAAUCAAUUGAUUGAUUUCUUGAAAUUAACUUAACCAAUCAUAUUUUAUCCUUCUACUUGCAGAAAAUCAAACUUACCCAUACAUACACAGUUCAUUGUUGGUUAACAAUUAAUCUAUUGUCAUGCAACAAUCAUCAUUAUUAUUUACAAAAUUUUUCUUGCCUUUUCUUUGUUCAAAUGUUCAAUCAUCAAUACGAGCAGUGUAUGUAUGGGAUUGUUUACUCUCUCUCUCUCUCUCUCUCUCUCUCUCUCUCUCUCUCUCUCUCUCUCUCUCUCUCUCUCUCUCUCUCUUUCACCUUUCCUGUUAUCGACCACUUUCAAUUUCUUCUUCUUCCCCUCCCUCUCUUUUUACCUCCGCGUCUCUGCUUAAUCAGAUUUAAAUAGAUUCUCUAAUUGCUGAGUUUAUUUUCAUCUAUUAGACUGUUACAAUUACUCCUUAUCAUUUUUAAAUCUUAUCCACUUAUCACCCUCUCUGUCUUCUCCCUCUCCCUCUCUUAUCAAAUGUUCAUCUUCACGAUCAUCAUCUCCAGCCAUCAACACAAUCAACUUGAAAAGGAGUUUAACUCAACAAUAAUCAUCAAUUUAAUUGCAUAAAAAGCGUAGAGCGGGCAAUCAAAUAGCUUUUUUGUGUCAACAUUACACAUUUAAAUUGUUGAGUUGUUUAAUUUUUUAGAGAAACAAAUUGCUAUCGAAAAACAAAUGCAUCAUUGUUAGAUUGUAUUAUUAUAUUAUAUCACAUUAUAUUAUUACAUUAUAUUGAAACAAAAAAAACAA